AUGUCGUCGCUGCUCGUCAACGCCGUGGGUGACGUGGCCUUCGAGGUGGUGGCGGCCGCAUCGCUGGCCGCCGUGGCGUCCGUGGCCGCGCUAGGCGCACACUGCACCAAGCGCCAGCACGGGCCCGAGGAGGCGUCGACGCCCGCGCGCAAGAAGCGCCGCCAGAAGAAGAAGAAGGGCCCCUCUGGUGACGCGGCCGCAGAGCUCAAGCAUCCGGUGGUCGUAGCCAACGGCGUGGCCGUCAACACGGAGCCCGUGGUCGCCGAGCUCAAGCGCCGCGCGGCGUCCGACAAGUGGCGCCACAAAAUCGUGUACACGUUCCUGGACGACCUGGGCCGCGAGACCGUGAACCUGAGCUUCGAGGACGUGGACCGCGCGGCGCGGAAGAUAGCGGCGGCGCUGCAGCGCGACGCCGGCGCCGUCAAGGGCGACAGGGUCAUGCUGUGCUACCCUCCGGGCCUGGACUUCGCGCUGGCCUUUUGGGGCUGCCUGUACGCCGGCGUCGUGGGCAUCCCCGUGUACCCGCCGUACCCCGGGACGCUGACCAAGGAUCUGCCCAAGUUCAACCGGCUGGUGGAGGACUCCGGGGCUGCGGUUGUGCUCACCAACACGACGUACCACCUCGCGAGCAAGAUGGCCACGGUCAAGGGCUACUUCUCCACGGACAGGACGUCGUGGCCGGCCAACUUGAAGUGGAUCACCACCGACAGCCUGGCGGACUCGCUGGUCGCGCAGUACGACGAGGAGGACGCGCUGUCGCUCACGCACAACGAUGUGGCCUUCUUCCAGUACAGCUCCGGCUCGACGUCGGCCCCCAAGGCCGUCAUGAUCUCGCACGGCAACCUGAGAGCGCAGCUCAAAACGUGGGAGAGCAUCGUGCCCACAGACACGAUGGUGAGCUGGCUGCCGAGCUACCACGACAUGGGCCUGGUCGGCUUCAUCAUCACCCCGUGUGUCACCGCGGCGAGAUGUGUGAGCAUGUCGCCCAUCAGCUUCAUCAAGGACCCGGCGCUCUGGAUGCGGACGGCGAGCAAGUACAAGGCCACGCACGUGUGCGCGCCCAACUUCGGCUAUGCGCUGGCGGCCAGAAAGACGAGCGACAAGCAGGCUGCCGAGAUGGACCUCAGUACCCUCAAGCAGACGAUCUGCGCGGCUGAGCCCAUUCGUCGUGAGUCGCUGGACGCGUUCACGAGCAAGUUCAAGGCUGCAGGAUUCGACCCCAACUCGUUCAACUGCGGCUACGGCUUGGCGGAAGUGACGCUGGUGUGCACCGGCCAGGAGCCACCCCAGAAGCCGACGCUGCUGGAUGUGCACAAGUGCAUUUUGGAGACGGAGCGCAAGGUCGCCGUGGUGAGCUCCAAGAAGGGCAAGCAGCCCCCUGCCAACGACGUUAUGCAGCUCGUGGGAUGCGGUAAGGCUAUGCCGACGUUCAAUGUGACUGUCGUGGACCCGGACUCCAAGAAGCCGCUUGACGAGCUGCAGGUUGGUGAGGUCUGGGUGCAGGGUCCGUCCGUGGCGGUCGGAUACUGGAACCGCCCCGAAUAUACCGAGGAGAUGUUCCGCGCACAACUCGCCGGCGAGAAGAACUCGAAGAACACCUACCUUCGCACGGGUGACAUGGACCUCAUCAUUAUCCGCGGCCGUAACGUGUGCCCACAAGAUGUGGAGGCCUCUGUUGAGCACGCUCACGAAAAUGUCCGUCCUGGCUGCACUGCCGCUUUUUCCAUUGAAAAGGGUGAUGAGGAAGCACUCGUGGUGGUUGCGGAGGUGAAGAAUGGAUCGUCGCAGCAGACGCUGGAAGAGAUUUGCCGUGAGAUCAUCAAGACGGUGCUCUCAGAGCACCAGCUGAAGUGCGAGGCGAUUGUGCUGCUCCGUCAGAAGACGAUUCCUAAGACCACGAGCGGCAAGAUCCAGCGCAGUGCCUCGAAGGCCCAUUUCCUGGCGGGAACGCUUACCAAGCCUCUGUUCGAGUACAAGGCGAAGGGAGGCAAUGCUCAACUGAAGACCCCCGAUGAAAUUCUCGCAUGGCUGCUCGAGCAUGUGGCUCAGGAGAUGGAAGUGCCAACGGCGGUUGGCGACGGAGAGAGCUCGAACGCGGUGUCAGAGACGGCUAACCCGGCCGAAAUUGACCCGAACACCCCGUGGGCGAUGUUUGGAAUGGAUUCGGUGGCGAUCGUUGGACUGUCUUCGGAUUUGGGUGAAUUCCUUGGCUGCAUUGUGUCUCCGUCCGCAUUCUUCCAGUACGACACGCCGUUCAAGCUUGCGAAUGCUCCUGGCCUUGCGUCUGGCGACCUUGCUGGUGGCGACGAAGGUGACGAGCAGAGUGGGCCCGCGCAGACUGCUACGACGGUCGAGGAGAUCGACUCAAGCUGCUUCGAGAUCGACAACUUCCCGGAGGUACAGGGGCUGUUCAGCCAAAUGAAGGAGUUCGAGAGUGCAGGAUUGCGCGUCCCCUUCUUGGAGACGCUCACACCCGAGAAGCGUCGUAUGACGAACUUCAACACGUACAACUACCUUGGAAACGCCUCGGACCCUGAGGUGGCUGCUGCGUCGAAGGCGGCUAUCGAGGAGUACGGAACGACUAUGAGCUCGUCUCCGAUUGUGGGCCAGACGCAGGUUAAUGUGGACUUGGAGAAGGCGCUGUGCACGUUUUUCAACGCCGAGGCCAGCAUUCUCUUCGUCGGCGGCUGGGUGUCUAAUGUCACGACGAUCGAUGCGUUGGUGUCCAAAGGCGACUUGAUCCUGUGCGACGCGCUCAACCACGAUUCCUGUGUGAGCGGCCAGCGCCUCAGUGGUGCAACCAUCCUGCCGUUCCCGCACAACGACACCAAGGCGCUCGAGCGUAUGCUGUCCAAACUGCGCACAAAGUACCGUCGUGUUCUCAUCGUGAUCGAGGGCGUGUACAGUAUGGAUGGUGAUAUCCCGGACGUGCACGAGAUGGUCCGCAUCAAGAAGAAGUACAAGGCGCUGCUCUUCAUUGACGAGGCGCACUCGUUCGGUACGAUGGGAGCUACGGGCCGUGGCAUUUGCGAGCACUUUGACGUAGACCCGAAGGAAAUUGAUGUGCGCAUGGGCACCAUGAGCAAGGCUUUGGGAUCGGUUGGUGGCUUCAUCCUCGGCUCCCAGACACUGAUCAAGUACCUGAAGCACUGCGCUGGUGGCUUCGUGUUCUCGGUUGGCUUGGCCCCGGCUUGCGGGUCGGCUGCCCUGAAGUCUGUCCAGCUUAUGACGGAAGGUCCGUCGCGCACUAUGACGCUGCAGGAGCGGAGUAAGUAUUUCUACGAUCUGUGCAAAGAGCACAAGAUUCCGAUGGGCGAGAACACCUUCCGCGGCGCGCCGGUGGUGGUGGUGAUGAUUGGCAGCACCAUCGCGACCGCCAAGGCCUCGGAGUUCCUGGCGCUGCACAAGAUCAACGUGAAGCCCAUCGUGUACCCCGCGGUGGAGGAGGGUAAGUGCCGUCUGCGCUUCUUCAUCUCGGCGCUGCACACGCCCAAGCAGCUGGAAGACACCGUCGUCACUCUGAAGAUCUACCUUCGCGACGGAUUCUCGAGCGAGAGCAAACCGGCGCUGGCUGCCGAGGUGACUGCAUCCCCAACGCAUGCAGUCGCCAAGGCCACUGAGGACGACGGAUUCAAGACAGUCAAGAAACGCAAGUCAAAGAAGAAAAAGAGCGCCCAGGCGAAGUCGACCGCUUAG
This is a messenger RNA of Phytophthora sojae, 3696 nucleotides long. RefSeq lists its product as hypothetical. The record is from RefSeq and is a predicted model, not a curated record. The transcript has 3 exons. Gene Ontology annotation, biological process: lipid biosynthetic process. The coding region runs from base 1 to 3696 and encodes 1231 amino acids. Gene Ontology annotation, molecular function: transferase activity; pyridoxal phosphate binding. NCBI's taxonomy places the organism in Eukaryota, Oomycota, Peronosporomycetes, Peronosporales, Peronosporaceae.